Molecule: messenger RNA, 3775 nt
Organism: Anopheles maculipalpis
Lineage: Eukaryota; Metazoa; Arthropoda; Insecta; Diptera; Culicidae
Gene: pds5
Product: sister chromatid cohesion protein PDS5 homolog B
Exons: 7
Coding region: 24-3773 (1249 amino acids)
Biological process (GO): mitotic sister chromatid cohesion; DNA repair
Cellular component (GO): nucleus; chromatin
Source: RefSeq, a predicted model, not a curated record
AACUUACCGAACAGCGUGGUCCGAUGGCCGAUAUAACGUAUCCGGCGGGAUGCCGGCCAAUUAAUGAAGAUCUCGGGCAGGAUGAGCUGAUCCGCCGGCUGAAGACGCUCACUCACACGCUGCAAGCGAUGGGCCAGGAUGAGGACGGUAUGUACACACAGUACAUUCCGCUGGCCGUCCAUCUGGCGGAUGAUUUCUUCCUGCAGCAUCCCUCACGCGAUGUGCAGCUACUGAUUGCUUGCUGCAUCGCGGACGUGUUGCGUGUGUACGCACCGGAAGCGCCGUACAAAGAUCAGGAUCAAAUCAAGGGCAUCUUUAUGUUUCUGAUUCGGCAGCUGAACGGUCUGCGCGAUCCGAAAGAUCCAGCGUUCAAGCGGUACUUCUAUCUGCUGGAGAAUCUGGCGUACGUGAAAUCGUUCAACAUGUGUUUCGAGCUGGAGGACUGCCAGGAGGUGUUCUGUACGCUGUUUAGUCUAAUGUUUAAAAUUGUCAAUGACGAACACAGUCCAAAGGUAAAAUCGUUCAUGCUGGAUGUGCUGGCACCGCUCAUCACCGAAUCGGAUUCCGUUUCGUACGAUCUGCUCGAUCUGAUCUACAUCAACAUCGUCGAGCCGCUACGCACACAGAAGCGAAACGCGUACGAGCUCGCCAAGGAACUCAUCAUUAAGACAUCGAACUGGCUCGAGGCGUACACGCAAGCUUUCUUUAAUCAGAUUCUAAUACUGGACAAAAACGAAAAGCAGUACCAGAUUGUGCCGAAGAUUUACGACGUAAUCUACGAGCUUAACGUAAUUACACCGAGCAUUCUGUUGUCCGUUUUGCCACAGCUUGAGUGUAAGCUUAAAUCAACACACGAAGCAGAACGGUUGAAAGCCGUCUCGACUCUCGCCCGGAUGUUCUCCGAGCCUGGCUCUACGCUGGCCCGACAGUAUGGACCGCUCUGGAAGCAAUUUCUCGGUCGGUUUUAUGAUAUCGCCGUACCGAUCCGCAUCAAGUGCGUCCAGAGCACGAUGCACUUUCUGAUCAAUCAUCCCAGCCUGCGGAAGGACAUUAUUGACACGCUACGGAUCCGGCAGCACGAUUCCGACGAAACCGUACGCUACGAGGUGGUGAUGGCAAUCGUAGAGACAGCCAAGCGGGACCUGCAGAUCGUGUCGGAAUCGGAGGAUCUGCUAGAAUUCGUCAAAGAACGAACACUGGACAAAAAGUACAAGAUUCGCAAGGAAGCGAUGAAUGGGUUGGCUAUGAUCUACAAGAAGUACCUCAGUGAUUCAAACGUACCGUUGGCAACGAAGAAAGCCGUUAUCUGGAUCAAGGAUAAAAUUCUACACGGCUACUACAUGACGGGUGUAGAGGAUCGGCUGCUGGUAGAACGUUUGCUGAUCACGUGCCUUGUGCCGUAUCAGCUACCGGCCGAGGAGCGUAUGAAGAAACUUUACCAACUGCUCGGUACGAUCGACGAUAAUGCGACGAAAGCGUUUAUAGAGUUGCAGAAAAAUCAGCUCAAAGUGCGGCGUAGCGUCGCCGACUGGAUCAAACUGCACCGCCUGAAGGAUCUCACCCCGAACGUGAUGAAGGAGAUGAAUGUAAAGUGUUCGAACAUUGCCAAACAGCUGCCGGAUCCGGUGAAGGCACAAGAGUUCCUGCUCAAAUUUUCGGCCCAAAUGCGCAAAGACCCGAAACUGAUCGUGGAGAUGGAAACGAUCCUGAAGCGGGACGUAUCGUGCAAGGAGUGUGCCGAUACGAUGGCGAUCGUGCUGAAGAAGCUAGGCCAACCGAUUAUGACCAAUACGUACUACAAUACGGUAAAGAUGCUGCUGGAACGUAUUGCCUCGGUAAUGGUGGACAAGCAGUCGAUCGGUGUGCUGAUCGAGCUGAUACAGGAGUGUAUGAAUGGUGGGAAGGAGGUGAUCGAGGAGGUUAGCCUACCGACGGAUUCGGCCGGUGAACGGGGGCUCAAGCUGCUGACUGUGCUGGCGUACGUGUUUUCGGCACACUUCCAGCACGAUGAAAUUCUUCGCCACAUGAUUGGAUUGCUGUCGUUCGACGAACCGUACGUGGCCCCGUACGUGCUGAAAGCGUUCACGUAUCUUGGCCGGUACAAGGCACUGAUCGAAUCACAUCCGGCCAUCCUAAAGGAACUGGCCCCACUUUGCAAGGAGUUCGCCAUUGCCGGAACACCCAAGCAAGCGAAACAUGCCAUCCGGUGUAUGUUCGUAAAUACUCAAACGAGCAGUAGUAGCAGUAGUAGCAGUGGUGGCGUUGGUGCCGAUCCACUAGCAAUAACUGCAUCCGAUCACUCGAUCGACAUCUUUCCGGACAUUGUCGAGGGUAUGAAGCAGACGUUGCAUCCGCAAAGCGAACACUACCGUACAGCGAUCGUUACUCUAGGUCACAUCGCGUACAAUCUGCCGGAAAAGUUUCACGUGCAGAUCAAGAAUAUUAUCUCGCGCAAGAUCGUGAAAGAGCUGCUGGUGAAGGAAACAUCGGACGGACGUACGAACGUACCGACGAAAGACUGGUGUGACGAGACAGAUCUGCCGGAGGAAACGCGCUGCAAGGUCGAGGGUCUAAAGACGAUGGCACGCUGGUUGCUGGGGUUAAAGAAGGAUGUACUGUCGGCUCAGAAAACGUUCCGCAUGCUAAACGCGUUCAUCAGCAAAAAGGGUGACUUGCUGGAGCAGGGUGGUGCGUUGUCGGCAGCGGAAAAGUCCUGGCUGCGUCUCAGUGCCGGUAAGGCGAUGUUGAAGAUCUGCGAGCAGAAGGGCGUCGGUGAUCAGUUUAUAGCCGAGCAAUUCUACAAUCUUUCGCAAUUGAUGACCGAUCCAGUUCCGGAGGUUCGCGAUACGUUCGUCAAGAAGCUACACAAAGGUCUGAGCAAAGGUAUCCCGCACAAGUGCCUUCCGCUUGAUUUUAUGGGCUAUUAUGCGCUCGGCGGAAGAGAAACGGAUCAAAAUUUGUUCAAUCAAAUCAAAUCUAAUAUAGAAACAGACGUGAAUAGACGUCGUGAGUAUGUUAAAAACUUUACAACAGUUGAACGUGGCAUGAGCCAACUGCCUCAUAUCCUACCAGAUUAUAUGCUCGUGUUUGCUGUGACCGUUCUAACGCAUGAUCCGCAGUUUACUCGCAUAUCGGAUCCUGCUCAGCUAAGACACAUCGAGCGAUGUCUCUGGCUCGUAUUGGAACCGCUGGUCAUGAACAAGGAGUUCUUCUGCUUCAGCUUCUACAAAAAUCUGAUCGAGCGUAUCAAACACCAUAAGGACGCCCUAAACCCGGACGAUGAGGAAACAAACCAUAAACUGUGGGCUAUAUGUGAUGUAGCCAUGGGACUUAUACUCACGCGGUUAACGUUCUACGAUAUGCGUGAGGCACCUGCUGAGGCACGCAUACCCUCGAUGUAUUUCCAGGCACAGCCGGAAGAUUUCCACAACACGCGCUACUACAUUCCGGACGAUAUGUACAACCUAACGGAUAGGAGUGGCCGCACCGCUGGUCCGUCCGGCUCAAAGGCUGGCCCACCCGGAGCCAAAACUAAACCGUCUACGUCCUCCUCCACUUUAGCAUCCUGCCCGCCAUCGUCGUCUUCGACGCUGACCAUAGCAGCUUCCACAAGUUCUGCAACAUCCGUCACGGAACGGAACAAACUGAAGGCAAAAAACAAUCGUCAACUAACGCACGAUGAUGACGAACAAAAUGGGCAGGAUGAGAAUGAAGACACCGGACCACCACCCUCCAAGCGAGCUCACAAAGUGGUCGAAGGUGCAAGCGUGUAAAA